UUUGUGAUAACAGUAUCCAAAACAAACCAUAUAUCUAGUGCUACACUAUGUGUGUGUAUAUAAAAACUUUUAAAUUUAAAAAAAUUAUUUAAUUAACUAAAAAAAUUAUAAUUUUUGUUUUAUAUUUCAUAAACAGUUGUCAAUAACUGUUUAAAAAAAUAUUCAAAGAGAGAGAGAGAGAGAGAGAGAAUAUAUUUUUUUCAGUUUAAAUUAAUAGUCAGUUAAUAGUUAAGAGAUGUCGUCCAACAACAACAACAAAAACGCCGACAACCCGAAGCUAACAGUGCUAUUUGCACCGUCACCCGGUAUGGGCCAUAUCGGUGCCUGUCAUGGACUGGCCGAUAUCCUGAGCCGUAUAGGUGGUCAUCGAUCGGUAUUUGCAUUGGACAUCAGAUUCAAGGGCCGACUGGCCAAACAUGGCUACGAAGAAGCUAUACUACAGUCGAUAGGACCGGAACCCUAUUCGUCGACCGAAGAGGAUCUGAUGCAACAGUUUUUCGACGAAUACGGCGAUCGACUGCUGAAUAUGACCGCCGUUGACGUACUUCGGGCUAUCGGUCCGGUGUUUAUGAAAAUGUUUGACGACUGUAAACGAUUGGAAUCGAACUAUCGGUCAGUAGUGGCCAGUGUCCGACCGGAUCUGAUAGUAUGCGAUACGCAUAUCGGUUCUCCGGCAUUCAUGAAUGCGGGUCGGCCAUGGAUUUUGUUGAACUCCAUGAGUCCGCUAGAGUUGUACAAUGCCUGCAAUGCACCCGACGUACUGCCGCCCGCCUGGUCAGGCUACUCGUGUAGCGACCAAAACAAAGACAAAUGGCUUGAUUUUCGUCAACAACUCGAACCACUGUUUGCCGACUUUCAUCAGACAGUCGACGACUGGUACUAUCGGCAGACUGGCCAACAUAUUGCCGACUCUGGACUACAGCCAAUGUCCAGACUACUGAACAUUUAUAUGACACCCGACGAACUGGAUUUCAAACAUAUUGCGGGCGUCAAGCCGUUAGACACCGACAAUUGGAUGCGUGUCGACGGCUUUGUGCGGACCACUAAUGAAUCGGUUGAACUGCCCGACUGGCUGUUGGCCAGACCGGGAAAGUUAAUACUACUGUCGCUGGGAUCGCUGGUUAGCGGUAAUCUCGGACUAAUGCGUUUCGUUACCGAAACACUCGGUAAAUCUCCGCAUAAGUUUAUCGUCUCAACGGGUAAACAUCACGACAAGUAUACAUUGCCCGAAAAUAUGUGGGGACAACCAUUUCUACCGCAGACAGCAAUCUGGCCACUAGUAGACUGUGUUGUCACACACGGCGGUAACAAUUCGACUACCGAAGCAUUUUAUUUCGGUAAACCAGUACUAUUGAUACCCGCUUUUGCCGACCAGUUUGAUAAUGCACAGCGUGUUGUCGAUACGGGUCUCGGCUAUAGAUUGGAUCGACCAGUCAGUAGUCAGUCAUUGUUGGAUAGUGUCCACCGGUUGGCCACCGAUACCGAACUCAGUGUUCGUAUGAAACAAAUUGGUGAACGAAUUCGGCAGAGUUUUGAUGCCAAUAGUCGGGCAAUUGUUGAACGCAUUGAACAUAUUGUUGCCGAUUAUGAAUUAAAAAAAUAAUUUUUUUUUUAAAAAUAUAUAA
Oppia nitens is the source of this 1625-nucleotide messenger RNA. RefSeq names its product demethyllactenocin mycarosyltransferase-like. The transcript is spliced from 2 exons. The coding region runs from base 236 to 1603 and encodes 455 amino acids. Gene Ontology annotation, molecular function: UDP-glycosyltransferase activity. The record is from RefSeq and is a predicted model, not a curated record. NCBI's taxonomy places the organism in Eukaryota, Metazoa, Arthropoda, Arachnida, Sarcoptiformes, Oppiidae.